UUAGCAGAUCGGUUAGAGGCGAGUCACGGGUAACGAGAACGAUUGCAGGUUUUACAAGAUAAUGCCGCGACGCAUCGGAGACUACAGCGCACGAUUCAACAGCAUCAGACAUUAUUCAGAGCAGGUUAACGACGAGAAUGUUCCGCUAUUGCAAGAGAUUGGGUGCAUUCUUAUCGCACACGAAGUCCACGAGUCGUUCGCACUUACGCUGCUGCAUCGACAUGACCGGCUUGAUCCCGGCUUCGUCAUGGUACACACGAUUACAGCAAGAGAAGAUAUCUGCUCCAUAAAGGAGUUCGAUCGAGAACAUGUCUAUGACAGUGAAAUAGCGACUGCCUGCGGAAGCAUCAUUAUUACUUCGUCGUCCAGUGUCUCGACAGAUUCUAUGGCAAGCACUGCCUAGCAGCUACUUGGGUGAACCAGCAGAACGCCAGUCACUUCGUUACAAUUGACGUAACACAUUACGGAAUCUCGAC
This is a messenger RNA of Baudoinia panamericana UAMH 10762, 476 nucleotides long. RefSeq lists its product as uncharacterized. The transcript has a single exon. NCBI's taxonomy places the organism in Eukaryota, Fungi, Ascomycota, Dothideomycetes, Mycosphaerellales, Teratosphaeriaceae. The coding region runs from base 62 to 403 and encodes 113 amino acids. The record is from RefSeq and is a predicted model, not a curated record.